CCGCAAAGUCCCCAACUCCGGAGUGGUUGUCCCCUCAACUCGACAACUCGUGAGUGGCCAGCUCGAGUCGGAGUUGUUUCCGGAAUAUUUCCAAAAUAGGAAGGCAGAUAUACCAGACCCGCGGUCGGCCCCACCGGAGGUGGGAGUUGACGAGUUAUCGUCAUCUUUUGACCUCUUCUUUAAUGUUGUAAACAUAACUUCCCUUCAACCUUUCCCCGCGAACAAGCGCCAAUUGCUUGUCAACCUCAUUUCCAGGAACCCCAGACACCAUGGUCAGACGCGCAGUGGCGUGUCCCGAGCGGCAGCCUGCCGAGCAGCCGGCAGAGUCGUCGACCUAUGAGCUGCCGGCGCGCAUCACCUCGCGCAACCACAAGUCCAGCAAGGACAAGAAGAAGAAGACAACCAUCAUCAAAGCAGACAUCCUGAUCCCCGGCGCCGGCGAGCCCCAACACAACGCCGCCCUCGUCAUCCAGGACAAGACCAUCGCCUGGGUCGGCCCCAGCACGGCCAUCCCCGCGGCCUACACCUCGCAGACCCCGUCCUCGCGCGUGCACCACGUGCCCGUGGCCAUACCGGGCCUGUGGGACGUGCACGUGCACGUCGAAGCGGAGCCCCCCGAGGACGAGCAGGACAACCCGGCCGACCGGAUCGUCACGCACCCGGCCACCGCGGGCGCGCAGAUCGCCAGGGGCUGCUGGGAGGCCCUGCAGCGCGGGUACACCUCCCUGCGCGACCUGGCCGGCUACGGCUGCGAGAUUGCCCGCGCCAUCGACUCGGGAGCCGCCGUCGGCCCGCACAUCUACGCCGCGGGCGCGUGCCUCAGCCAGACCGGCGGGCACGGGGACAUCUUUCAGAUCCCCGCGGGCACCGCGCUCCUGCACCUCGGCGUGGGUGCCACGUCCCUGAUCCCCGGGACGCAGUAUGCGGGUGGAAGCUCGGUGCUGGUCGACGGCGUGGACGAGUGCCGCCGGGCCGUGAGGCUCCAGAUCCGGCGCGGGGCGCGGUGCAUCAAGAUCAUGGCCUCCGGAGGGGUCGGGUCCCGCGACGACGACGUGUACUGCGCGCAGUUCAGCAGGGAGGAGCUCGAGUGCAUCGUCUCCGAGGCCGCCAGGCAGAAGGUCAGCUGCGCGGCGCACGUGCACAGCAAGGAAGGGAUCAUGGCCGCCUUGCAGGCCGGGGUGCGGUCGGUCGAGCAUGUCAGCUUCGCGGACCGCGAGUGCGUGGACCUGAUCAGGGAGAAGAAGGUCGUCUGGGUGGCCACGCGGACGGUGAAUGAGAUACUGAAGCAGACAAAGGGAAGAGGCCUGCCCAGGAACGUGUGGGAGAAGGCCAAAAAGGUCAGCGGCGCCAGCCUCGAGGCGUACAAGAUGGCCAUUGCGGACGGGGAAAUCGCGUUUGCCCUGGGUACCGACACUGCGCCUGGGUUCAACAUGGCCAUGGAACUGGACUAUGCAGUGCAGGCAGGCAUGACGAACCUCGAAGCCAUCAAGGCCGCCACCGCGAACGGCCCUCUCACUCUGGGCGAGAAAGCGCCGCUGUCGGGUCAGCUCAAAGUAGGUUACGAUGCGGAUGUGCUCGGCGUACUGGCGAACCCUGCCGACGACGUCAAAGUGCUAAUGGACAAACAUAACAUCGGCUGGGUCUGGAAGGGCGGCAGGCUGUUCAAGGGGCCAGGUGUCGGUCCUUGGGGUGAAGAGGAGUGA
Messenger RNA from Microdochium trichocladiopsis, 1703 nucleotides. Its product is annotated as amidohydrolase. The transcript is spliced from 2 exons. Gene Ontology annotation, molecular function: hydrolase activity, acting on carbon-nitrogen (but not peptide) bonds. The coding region runs from base 270 to 1703 and encodes 477 amino acids. Lineage: Eukaryota; Fungi; Ascomycota; Sordariomycetes; Xylariales; Microdochiaceae. The record is from RefSeq and is a predicted model, not a curated record.